UCAAGGAAGUAAAGUAGCAGACUUAUGCAAGGGUUGCAUAAACAAAACUUUAUGUGUGUGUAAAGUAAGGGCAGAUCCAUUUGGGCUGUUUGAGUAAACUGCAGAUAAACAUAUUGCUGCUCAACAACAAUGGCACAAGUACCCAAAGUCCGCUUGUCCGAGGGCCUUGAGAUCUGUAGAAUAUUAAAUGGGAUGUGGCAGGUUUCGGGGGCUCAUGGGCCUAUUGAUACUCCAAAAGCAGUAAAUGCCAUGGAUGCCUAUAUAAAUGCUGGGCUGACCACUUUUGACAUGGCGGAUAUUUAUGGACCAGCAGAAGAUAUAUUCUGAGCCUUUUCCAGCCAGCUGAAAACCAGAAAAGGAGAAGAAGCUCUGAAAGGAAUCCAGGGUCUGACCAAGUGGGUGCCCCACCCCGGGCCUAUGAGCAGAAACGUGGUCGAGAAAGCUAUCCAGCAGUCACUGAAGAGAAUGAGAGUGAAGAGCCUGGACUGUUUGCAGUUUCACUGGUGGGAUUAUAGUGACAAGAGGUACCUGGAAGCACUGGGACAUCUCUCAGAUCUCCAACAAGAGGGGGUGAUACGGGAACUUGCCUUGACCAACUUUGACACAAAAAGACUGGAGGAAAUCACUGGCAAAGGAAUCCGCAUCUCCAGCAAUCAGGUCCAGUACUCCCUGAUUGACAGGCGGCCAAUGGUGAAAAUGGCUCAGUUCUGCGAUUCACAGGGAAUUCAACUCCUCGCCUAUGGAACUCUGGGUGGGGGUCUCAUCAGUGAGAAGUAUUUGGGGGCUGCAGAGCCCAGGGGCCAAGGAGAGCUCAAGACUGCAUCUCUGAGCAAAUACAAGAACAUGAUCAACAUGUGGGGUGGCUGGGGUCUCUUCCAGGAGCUGCUGGGCAGCCUGGACUCUGUCGCCCGGUCUCAGCACUGCACCAUCGUCAACGUGGCCAUCAAGUACAUCCUGGACAUGCCGGCGGUGGGCGGAGUGAUCGUGGGCAGCCGGCUCGGGGUGCCAGGAGCUGAGCACAUCCAGGAGAAUCUGAAGAGCUUUGAGGUCAACCUCUCUGCCAAUGACAUCAGCAAGAUCGAAAGUGUUCUGAGCCGCUCCAAGGACCUAAUUGCAGUAAUUGGUGAUUGCGGAGAUGAGUACAGAAACUAGAGGAUUAGAAAUUUACACCUCAGUGACUUUGGGUCAUAUUCAGAAAAAAAAGAACACUACUUUUUUGUUUUUAACAAAAGCUUUUAUCUGAAUUUUGUUUUAUCUGAAUAUAUAUAUAUAUAUAGUGGGUUUGGUAUGGGUGGUGGAGUGUGGUAAUUAAAAGUGGAUUUAUUGCUCCCCCUUUCUUUCUGUCCUGUUUUGUAUAAUGAUGGACACCCAAAAAUAAACCCACCUGCACUGUUAAAGAUAAUAAAUAUAUGUGGAGAAUCAUUUGACUUGUGCAUGGAGCUAUAGUAGUGCCUUUGUGUAUGCAUAUGAAUUUGCUCAUAUAUCAGUCGCUCAAGGGCUUCACCGCUCCCCCUGCACGGUUUGCUUUAUACAAACAAUUGUGUGCGGACACAUGCAGAUAAAAAUUAAAUUAUAAACGGGUACAGAGCAAGAAUUUCCAAACAAGUUAGAAUAUACCAGUUAGCCAUCUUAAAAAUAAACCAACAAUACAUCAUUUUCUUUCAAAUAUUGUGUGCUUAGAUUUCUUUGAUGUUUAGUAAGGCUAACUCCUGCUUAUUGUUCACAUUCUGGAGGCCCCAUUGCCUUACAUCAACAAAUAAAAUGAACUUAAUGUAUUUUUAUAUUGUUUUAGUUUAGAAGGUAUACAUUUUGUCAGUAAAACAAACAAACUUUGCAUCACAAAAACUGAAUCUCUUUGCCAGGUGUUUGGCACCCCAUUCUUCAGUACAGUUGUACAACAUUAUGAAUCAACUUUAAGAGACCUUGAAGAAUAUUCUAAGCUGUAAACACUUCUACCCUCUAACAUAAAUUAUACUUGUAAAAAUAAGAAAACAAAGUAAAACUACACACAUUGGGUGAUAUGUGAUUGUGGUGCUUUCCUUAAUCCUACAUGCCAAUUUACUGCAAGCAUGCUAAGCAAUGAAUAAUGAGUUUCUGUCCAUUUUAAACCCAUGGUGAUUCUGUUAUGUAUUAGCAGUAGCAUGUGAUGUCAUUCUAAUAUGAUUUUUACAAAGUCGUUGUAAACAAACACCCCUUUUAAUGCAAUGCAUGUUUUACUCACGGUAGCCUACUUGUUGCAGAGGAAGUUUAUUUAGUUGUUAGGGCAGCCCCCGGUGGACUUCUAACAGCGAUUCAAGGCAACCAGAGCAUUUGAAAGGUGGUAUACAUUGUAUUUCUUUCCCCAAACCAAAGACUAAUUUUGAAAAAUGUGUACCAUGGAUCAAGCUUUGCCAGAGGCCGCAAGAAUAGCCUGCGGAGGACAUGCACCCAAUGUGUGCUGAACCUGCCCUCAUACAGGUUUAGGAACAAUUCAUAAGGUUUUAUUGCUACACCCUUCCCACUGGAGCGACACAAUUUUGUUGUAAACCUUUGUCAAAAUAAAAAAAAGGACAGGAAUAAUAGCACUUCAAUCAUAGCGUGCUGACUCUGUUUUCGUUGCAAUGUACCCAUUAACAUAACACACAU
Molecule: messenger RNA, 2625 nt
Organism: Acipenser ruthenus (sterlet)
Lineage: Eukaryota; Metazoa; Chordata; Actinopteri; Acipenseriformes; Acipenseridae
Exons: 7
Molecular function (GO): oxidoreductase activity
Source: RefSeq, a predicted model, not a curated record